Messenger RNA from Heteronotia binoei (common prickly gecko), 3539 nucleotides. Its product is annotated as serine/threonine-protein kinase NLK2-like. Gene Ontology annotation, molecular function: ATP binding; MAP kinase activity. Lineage: Eukaryota; Metazoa; Chordata; Lepidosauria; Squamata; Gekkonidae. The record is from RefSeq and is a predicted model, not a curated record. Gene Ontology annotation, biological process: protein phosphorylation; intracellular signal transduction. Gene Ontology annotation, cellular component: cytoplasm; nucleus.
CUCCAAAAACCAAUAUCCCUUCUACUCCCAAAUCUGUCCAAUGGCUUUUCAGGACCCCAACCACUCCCUGCAAACCCAGCUCUGUAGCAAUGUUUUUGGGGCAUUGACUGGGUUAAUACAACCCCUAGCUGCUGGGCUAGGCGGGGGGCAGAAGUUCUAUUGCAAUAAUGGGGUACAGAUAGCCUCCCCCCAGCAGCCGCCAGCCGCCCCUAGUGCCACAGUGAUGGUGGAGCCCGAACCGGACCGGCCUAUUGGUUAUGGAGCCUUUGGUGUGGUUUGGUCGGUAACUGAUCCCCGAGAUGGGUCACGAGUUGCACUCAAAAAGAUGCCCAACGUUUUCCAGAACCUGGUGUCUUGCAAACGGGUCUUCAGGGAGCUGAAAAUGCUCUGCUACUUCAAGCACGACAAUGUCCUCUCGGCACUGGACAUUCUCCAGCCUCCACAAAUUGACUGUUUUGAGGAAAUUUACGUCAUCACAGAGCUGAUGCAAAGUGACCUUCACAAAGUCAUUGUGUCUCCGCAACCCCUCAGUGCUGACCACAUCAAGGUCUUUCUCUAUCAAAUCCUCAGGGGCCUGAAAUAUUUGCACUCUGCCGGUGUUCUUCACCGGGACAUCAAACCUGGGAACUUGCUAGUCAACAGCAACUGUGUCCUCAAGAUCUGUGACUUUGGUUUGGCCCGAGUAGAGGAGCUGGAUGAGUCCCAGCACAUGACUCAAGAGGUGGUAACUCAGUAUUACCGGGCCCCUGAGAUCCUGAUGGGUACCAGGCACUAUGGGCGCCCAAUUGACAUUUGGUCUGUGGGCUGCAUCUUUGCUGAACUCCUGGGCAGGCGAAUCCUCUUCCAGGCCCAGAGCCCCAUUCAGCAGCUGGAUCUGAUUACGGAUCUCUUGGGGACUCCUCCAGUGGCUGCCCUCCAUUCGGCCUGCGAGGGGGCCCGUGCUCACAUACUACGUGGCAAUCACAAGCCGCCCUCGCUGUCUGUCCUUUACAUGCUCUCGGGGGAAGCCACACACGAAGCCAUCCAUCUGCUUUGCCGGAUGUUGGUCUUUGACCCGGCCAAAAGGAUCUCUGCCAAGGACGCUCUCUCUCACCCCUACUUGGAUGAGGGGCGGCUGCGUUACCACACGUGCAUGUGUACCUGCUGUUUCUCCGUCUCCUCGGGCCGCGUCUACACCAGUGACUUCGAGCCCCGGGCAGACCCGAUGUUCGAUGGCUCUUAUGAGAAGAAUCUCACGUCGGUCUGGCAGGUCAAAGAACUGGUGCACAGGUUUAUCUUGGACCAGCAGCGGGGUAAACGUGUCCCUCUCUGUAUCAACCCCCAGUCGGCUGCCUUCAAAACCUUCAUCCGCUCAACAGCAUGGCAUUCCUCCAAAGUGUCCAAAAAGGAGGAGAGAUGAAGGUGUUUGCAGAAUGGGGUGAAGAAAUAAAAGGGAAAGAAAAAAAACUGAGGAAAGGAGAUUUGAAUUAGACAACUUUCUCACUGGAUGCCGAGAGAUAGAAGAAGAAAAGUGAAGCCACUCUUCUUAAUCCUGCACUCUUGAACAUUUUGACUCAUGGACAAACAUUUGGGGUGGGGGGAGAGUGUCUGUCUUUUUUAUUAUUUGAGGGGUGGGUGGGAAAGGGUGGGGGGGUUUUUGCCUUGAUUGAUGUCUUUUCUCCUCUUACCUUACUGUUCUGCACUGGAAGUCCCUUUAGGUUGUAUGUUUCCCUUUGUGCAGCCCCUUCCCACUCCCAAAAUAUCUGCACUGUUGCCUGACACCCCUGUUCUUGCCCACUCCUCACUGACAAAUCCUUCCCUCUGUGAUCCUCCAUUUGGGGUUGGGAGUUGUUGCCCCUGUUGGGCAUGGGGUUAAGGGGUUCCUUUGUCUGAAAUAUACUUUGCCUAUCUCUUUUUGCUCCAAAAUUUAACAAUCUCUCCCCGUUUCUUGUUUUUUUCAUCCUUAGAAUCCCAUAAUCCACCACUUACUUACCUGCCCAUACCUCCCUCCUUUUCCCAAGGGCCUCCUGUUAUUCCCUCACAUAGCUAAAAGAACUAAAAGGAUAGAUUUAUUUCCUUGCUAACUAUUCAGUUUAGAUGUUUCUCACAGCCUUCUAUUCACAUGGAAUCUUUUGCCACUACUUAAAAGAGACUUUGGGCCUAACUAAACAUUUAUAUGCAAACACAGGUAACAAAACCUCAAUAGCCUUUUUUAAAAAGAGAGACAAAAGUAAUUGAGGAGGCACAGGUUGAUGUGGAGAGCACACUUAACUCUUCCCCUACCCAGGCUUUUCUGCUCUGAAUGCUGCUUCCCAGACCCAGCUUUUUCUCCUCCAAGGGAUCCAAAUGCCUGUUUUACCUUGGCAAAAUUUUAGUUUGAAACAAAGGAUAAGAUGAAGUAAAAAAGCAUGUUGGGCAGUUGGAAGCAGAAAAAUAGUAAGUUGGGAAAGAGCAAACCAUCUUGUUCCCUUCUGCUCAUUUCUAUGCUUCAAAUUUACCUGACAAUUUGAUUUUUUAAAAAUUAUCAAAGGUUUCUACACAGAGCACAUAGACUGAAAUGAAUUGCCAUUCACUCAUUUUUAUGGAGAAUCUAGAGGACGUGGCUAACCUGUUGCAAUUCAGUAUUUUUGGGGGUGUUUUUCCUCUCCCUCAUAAAAGGUCCACUUGAUCCUUCAUAGAUUGGCACAUUUUCCUUCUACCUUCCUUUAUUGUUUCUUCCUCUGAUUUUAAUUCCUAUCUUAGCACAUUCUUGAAUAGGAUCCUCAAUCAGUUAUUGUUCCAGGAAACAGGGUGGGCAGGACAGAGACCCUCUUUCUGUUCUUCUCUUUGUGGCCAAAGCAAUUGUCCAUUCACAAACACCCCCUUAGUUUCAAGGUGGUAAUCCCACAAAUUAUGCAGUUUAUAUAAUUUUAAAAUUUGGCUGUACCUCUGAAUGGGGGUUUACUUCUUAACUAAAUAUAUAAUUGAAUUGUGCCCCUCAAAACAGGCCCUGUUAAAUUAAGGAGUGCAAAUAGUUAUGGAAAAGGAAAAGUUAAGCUGUGUGGCCUGGAUUUUAGUUACACACAUUUGCAUGCUGUAUUUAGUUAGGCCUCUUCUCAGCUCACUGAGUACAGAGAAUCUUCCUUCCCUCUCUUCUGCCUCCCCACCCUUCAGUUUACAGCCAGAUAAACCUCUCCCAUUCUUCCUAACCCUCCCUUUUUAUAAUCUAUUCCUUUAUUGUUUUUACACCCCUUCAAAAAUCUACCUCUUUAGCCCCUGUGUUUUUGUGUACACUUUUUGUGUGUGUUUUCUUGGUGGCUUUGUGUUUUUUGUUUUUGGCUGGUGGAUAUUUUCAUUUUGUCUUGAUUCCUUUAUUUAUGAUCCCAGCAGUGUUCAUAACCUCAUUUGAAUCCUGAGUGUGUGUAUAUAUGCAUAUAUAAAUAUAUAUAUAUUUUUCCCCUUUCCCUACACCAAAAGGGAAAAAAACCUGGAAACUUGAACUGUCUUGGCUGUAAUAGUUUUUGACCCCUAAUUUAAUUGUUCUCCAUAGUAGCUGAAUUAAAUUUAUGCUGUGUAUUUUC